Zygotorulaspora mrakii is the source of this 513-nucleotide messenger RNA. RefSeq lists its product as uncharacterized. The coding region runs from base 1 to 513 and encodes 170 amino acids. The record is from RefSeq and is a predicted model, not a curated record. The transcript has a single exon. Lineage: Eukaryota; Fungi; Ascomycota; Saccharomycetes; Saccharomycetales; Saccharomycetaceae.
AUGCAUAAGCUUUAUGGCACCUUCAGGGUGGUCCUUAGUUGGUAUCAAGCCUCCUUUUCCAGCAGCGACUGUAAGAGUUUGGGUUUCCACGGUUGGGGCCAUUUGACCUUUGUCACUGUGUCGACGAUAUCUCGGCAUAGUGAGAAGGUGCAUAUAGAAGUAUCUGCCCAGUCCAAAUCUACACUAUCCAUCAACCACUUGAUCAGAGAUCGGAGAACCAUAUUCUCACAACGCUGCAUUAUCCAAUGGACAUGUGGAACAUAUCGUGAAAAUGAAUUGUGGCUGUAUGGUUUAUUGCCAAAUACAAAGACGUCUUUAAAUCUCUCAGUGUUCAAAAAUGCGAGCUACAUCGCGACAUUGGCGCCUAAGCUAAGUCCUAAAACGAGUUUCUCCCCAUCAGUAGCAUGCCUUGUGACUAGCCUUGCUAUCAGUGAGGCAGCAUUAUCGACCAAGAAGAGCUUUACGAAGCGAGACUCCUCGUGGCCUGGCAUGUCAAGAAUGAGUAAAUUUUAG